Parus major (Great Tit) is the source of this 1954-nucleotide messenger RNA. RefSeq names its product inactive ubiquitin carboxyl-terminal hydrolase 54-like. The coding region runs from base 127 to 1188 and encodes 353 amino acids. Lineage: Eukaryota; Metazoa; Chordata; Aves; Passeriformes; Paridae. The transcript has 5 exons. The record is from RefSeq and is a predicted model, not a curated record.
UGCAGCACCAACAGCCACCGCAGCCGCUGCCUCCGCCAGCCUGCCUCCCACCCCAGGGCGGCACCAUGGCCCAGUCUACAAGUCUCUGUGAACCUGAGUGUGAGGAAGCUGCCUGCUACAGCUGGCAUGGGUCUGUCGAAAACCCCAACAGCGGAGAUCGAGCGCAGUCUGUGUGGAUCCACUGUUUCUUCUGUCUCCAAGGUCACAUAUACCAGAGAACAUAGCAGGGAACCAGAAGAGGAGGAAAUAUACAGUGCAGAGAAUUUCCGUCGCAUUGCUCGCAGUCUCAGUGGGACAGUUAUCUCAAACAGAGAAGAGACCUUGGUCUCUUCUCACAGUUUUGAAGCACCAAAUACGAGGAAAAUGCCAGUGGACACCAGCCACCGUUCUUCCAGCUCCACUUCCCUUCCUUUCCCCCAUGAUCCUCCUGUAUUUCCCUUUGAUCCCCAGCACAACCCAAACCAGGUGCAGCACCCACCCCAUGAUGUACUGAUGCCCAGCAUGGGGGGCAAGGCACGUAAACUGUCAGGAGAUCAGAAGAACAUCAUCCAGAAACUUCUGGUUAUGCCUGACAGGGGUGAAGCUUUCCAAGGUGAAGACUACCCAGGUGUGGCACUGAGCUGUGGGAGUCUCCCUUGUGUACCCAAAGGCACCCUCUCCCAGGGACAAAAGCCUCUUGUUAAUUUGCAUUUAGGAGGCGGAGCAUCAAGUGUCUCUGGCCGUUUGCUGAACACAAGUUAUGCCGCCGGGCAAACAGCCACAUUACCAGAUAAGCGAACAAUGCUCUGGGGGAAACAUGCUGGCCAGCCAGGCAAGAGUUUACAGGAAGGCUUCCUCCAGCAGCCUUCACAACAUCCCAUGCAUGAAUCUCACACCAUCGGUUGCAGACUACCGGCCAGCACAGACUACAGCACUUUAAGAAUACCACGUGAGCCUUCUUGGGAUCCCGGUGCUUCUCAAGGUUGUCCUGUGCCCCCCUCUUGUGUUAAGGCCCCGGGUCCAAGGAGAGUUGAUAUGCCUCCAGAAGAAGACUGGCGAGAGAACAGCUACACCCCUCAGCCUGGCAGAAGGCGAAUGCUGCCAAUGCAUGCGAUAGAUGGGACUGUUUCUUCUUCUUCUGAGGCACACAGAAAUAUGCUGGCUCGAGCAGCAGCAGCUACUGGCACCAUGCAAAAUAAUGGCUGGUGAGAUCCCAUCCACUCCAUGUGCCCCAGUACACAACUCUGUGGACUAUGGUUGUUGCCAGAGUGUGGAUUGCAUGGAGACAGAAAACUCUUUCAAUCAGUAUCUGUGCCAGUUUUGUCUUAAAAUGUAGCUAUACAGUAUGUGGAAACUAAUUGCACUGUAUUUUGUUUCUGACACUACUGAACUUCUGUCUGGAUGGGGAAUCUUAAGUAUUCUAGUCCUGGCCUCUCCUAGCAAACAAGUGCUAUAGGAAUGGUAAUUGGCUUACGGGUAAGUUCAGAAGCAUGCGCACGUUUUGAAGGAAGAUGGCAACUAACAAAAGGACAUUUUUAAGGACUCUUUUUCAUGAAAUGUAGCUUUGGUAAAUUCUUCACAAAAAGAAACCAAUCCUUUUGUUUUCUUCUCCUCCAUCUCUCCUGUUCCUUCCUAGGGGAAAAAAACUGACCCACCUUCCAGGUUCCAGUAAACUGCACUGGACAGGUGGCAGUUAGUAAAGCAAGCACAGUUUUCCGUGUUUUGAGAUCUCAUACAGAGAUCACAGCUGUAGUAGCUGCAGAGGAAGUGACAGGGGAGACAUUGUUCAUCAGUAAACCCCAAUUUUCUCCACUUCUUUAAAGGAAACUAAUAAUGCUUCAAACAGAAAAGACUGUUAAUGCUGCACGCUUAACUACACCAAUGUAAACACAGAAUAAGUUUAACUAUUUUAGUGUCAAGCAUACUUGCUUUUGUAAGUAUUUUUCAAAUAAAUCUAUGAAAAUAGUUCUAUUUA